CUAUCCUACCUGUGCGGAGUGUGGGUGAUGCAGAACUGCACCCGCUCCUGUCACCCAUCGCAAGACAGUCCAGUGGAGCUGUUUUAAAAAGCAGCCUGGGGGAGGAGUUCUACCGCGAGGCCAUCGAGCACUGCCGCAGCUACAACGCCCGUCUCUGCGCCGAGCGCUCCAUGCGUCUGCCCUUCCUGGACUCCCAGACAGGUGUGGCCCAGAGCAACUGCUACAUCUGGAUGGAGAAGACACACCGCGGCCCAGGUCUGGCCCCUGGGCAGCUGUACACAUACCCGGCCCGCUGCUGGCGCAAGAAGAGACGGCUAAACAUCUUGGAGGACCCUCGGCUCGGACCCAUAGAGUUCAAAAUCGACUAUGAGGCGGCCCUAAAGAAGGAGGGUGUAGUGCCUGAGGGCCCAGUGCUGGAGUCUCUGCUGGCUGGAGAGACGCUGGACAAGAAGGUGGAGACCAAGGAGGAGGAGCCUAUGAGCGAGUGUCAGAAGCUGCUGGUGGGGGACUUCCCCCAUGAGCUGGACGUGGAGGAGAUGGAGGACGACGUGCCCAAGCGCAAGAACCGUACCAAGGGCCGGGCUUGUGGUGUUGGUGGCAUGAGAAAGAGGCAAGAGGCAACCUCCAUAGAGGACAGAGACAAGCCAUACGUGUGUGACAUCUGUGGUAAGCGGUAUAAGAACCGUCCAGGCCUGAGUUAUCACUACACUCACACACAUCUGGCAGAUGAAGAGGGAGAGGAGGAUUCUGAGCGCCACACACUACCGUUCCAGCGCAAGAAUAACCACAAACCCAAGAAAGCUGCCGACGGCUCGGUCAUCCCGAACGGCUACUGUGACUUCUGCCUCGGAGGGUCCAAGAAGACGGGCUGCCCCGAAGACCUCAUCUCCUGUGCAGACUGUGGGAGAUCAGGCCACCCCUCCUGCCUGCAGUUUACGGUCAACAUGACGGCAGCGGUGCGGACCUACCGCUGGCAGUGCAUCGAGUGCAAGUCCUGCAGCCUAUGCGGCACCUCCGAGAAUGAUGAUCAGCUUCUGUUUUGUGAUGAUUGUGACAGAGGUUACCAUAUGUAUUGUCUGAGCCCUCCAAUGGCUGAACCUCCUGAGGGGAGCUGGAGUUGCCACUUGUGUCUGCGGCAGCUGAAAGAGAAGGCAUCGGCUUACAUCACUCUGACCUAAGCCACCCGAGCCACGCAUCCUUCCCCCUCCUCUCAUGACAUCGGCCCACCAUUCUGUUGCCAUGGUAAAAUACAAUGGCACAUCCAAAGAGAUCUCUCCACCUCUCCUUUACCUUGAGCCUCCGAAACUAUUUUUCCACCGCCCAUCACUUCAAGAAAGGCAAGCCUUGUCACACCCUCCAACUGUGAGACGGGUGAGAGCACUCUUUUUUUCCCACGCUUGAGAGAAUGCAUCUCUAUCUGGGCUUGCCCCAAGUUUCCACCAUUAUUAUUUUUCCUUCCCCCUUGGCUGUUUGCCUUUUUGCCCGUCUCUCUCUCUCUCUCUCUCCUCUCUCUCUCUCUCUCUACGUCACUUUCCCCCCUCUCCUCUUCAGCCGCUGUACCCUGAGGCUCGCCACCCUCUCUCGGUCACUCUCUGGCCGCAGGUGGGUUUGCUCUGUCCAGAGCAGGUCAGGUGCGGAGCCUGUGAGUGUUCCGAGAGGAAAAGACUACUUAAAAGCAUUCCUUCAUUGAAACUGUUGAUCAUGGAUUCCCUUUACUGAGGGUAUAGUGAGGAAGGGGUCAUGGAUUUAGGGACUUCUUUGGAGGGGGGUCGUCUCUUUUUGAGGGGGUCUGAAAGAAAAAGCCAGCAGCCAUUUUAUAGCCACAACAAGUGGUAACAUCAGCAAAAAUAUGUGGACAAGCAGGAAGCCAUCUGACAAAACACUCCCUUCACCAAAGUGGAGUCCAUGUUUUCAGCAAGUUCUCGUGACCGACCAACCAACCCCACCUUCCAGCCUCACUCACAAUCUGAGAAAGUAUGGGAAAUUUUGACGGAGGAACUUGAAUAUGAUUAUGAUCUGUACAUAAUGCCUGGGUUUCAGCACGGGCAGAGGACCAAUGUUUGUUGCAGAACACCUGCCUGGUCUCACAGAGGGGUGGUCAGUGUUAGGUCACUGACAUGAAAACUAUACCUUUUGGCCAUACAUCAUCUGACUGACAGUUCAACCUAUGCGGGAGGUAGAGGUGCAUGCUUAACGCUUGGCGGAAAUUCCAGCAACAACAAUGCUAAUUAGAAUGGGACGUCUAUGCCAUAACCUAUUGUACUUAACAACUUUUCUUUAAAAAAAAAAAGCCAACAGAAAUUUACUCACCAUCCGUGCGUGUUUUGAGUGUCUGUAUAUUUAUGAGUAAAAUCUGGCUCAGUUUAAAAAUAAAACAGGGCAAAAUCUUCGGUU
Alosa alosa (allis shad) is the source of this 2394-nucleotide messenger RNA. It is a transcript of the gene dpf1, whose product is annotated as double PHD fingers 1. Gene Ontology annotation, cellular component: nBAF complex. The record is from RefSeq and is a predicted model, not a curated record. Gene Ontology annotation, biological process: nervous system development. The transcript has 12 exons. NCBI's taxonomy places the organism in Eukaryota, Metazoa, Chordata, Actinopteri, Clupeiformes, Clupeidae. Bases 171 to 1178 code for a protein of 335 amino acids.